Molecule: messenger RNA, 363 nt
Organism: Aspergillus calidoustus
Lineage: Eukaryota; Fungi; Ascomycota; Eurotiomycetes; Eurotiales; Aspergillaceae
Source: the annotation of a GenBank genome assembly
AUGUUCUCGACCAUCUUUAUCAUCAAUGACGCGUAUCUGAAACAUCUGCGCGGCAAGGAAACCCUCUCAGUCUACACCCAGUCAAAGACCACCGUCAGCGGCAAGGCAAUGACGAACUUCUUCUGUUCUGUGUGUGGGUCGCUCAUGUAUCGCACGAGCGAAGUGUUUCCGGGACACAGCCUUCUGCGCACUGGGACGGUCGAUGAUUUCAGUCUGCAUGAGACGAAAUUGAAGCCUAAGUUUGAGGCGUUCACCAAGGACCGCGCAAGUUGGCUUUGUGGCGCAGAGGGUGUUGAACAGUUUAGGAGGACGCCUCCAACGGUUGGGGAUACGGAUAUCAAGGCCUCGGCUUCAAGUACUUGA